UCGCAAAGUUUGUUUUACUUAUCCUACCUGUUGAGGAUUUAUGGUCGGCUGUCCAGCUACUUCGUACUAAUCCCCAGUUUGUUUACUUCCUCUUUGAAUGUGUGUACUUUUCUAGCCGAAUCGUUUUAAUCGUGCUGAGUAACAUCUUGGUACAGACAGGUCUACUGGCGGAGUUAGGUGCCGGAGCCUGCGGGGUUAGGAGGAGAGCCAGGAGGCUGCUGCAGGCUGAAAAUGUUGGUGCUUUCUGUGAAAACAUGAGCACUACAUGCAGACAUGUGGACUGUGUUAGUUUUGCUGAACCUGGGGGCUCUGCAUUGUACAGUCUCAUCCUCUCCUCCCAGCCCCAAUAACGUCAGCUUCUCAUCAGUGAAUCUAAGGAAUGUCCUGCAGUGGUCCCCAGGGAGUGGCACACCAGAUGACACACACUUUACAGUGCAGUAUGCCAUUUAUGGGGACAGCGUGGAGAGCAGCAGAGGAAGACGGAUAUACUGGAGAGAGGUGUCGCGUUGUACGGAAAUAGCACAGAACUGGUGUGAUCUGAGCAAUGAGACAUGGGAUCAGGAGCAGGGAUACUACGCCAGAGUUCGUGCUAUGAGCAGGAGAGCAUCUUCCAAAUGGGCCUUGACACAGAGAAGAUUCGACCCAAAGUCAGACACUAGUUUUGGUCCUCCACUGGUUUCUGUGGAAAUAGAGAACAACAGUGCCAUCAUCACUCUGAAGGGACCAAUGAGAUAUCAGCCUAACAACCACACCGCCGUCAUUUCCAUGGCAACCUUCUACCCCCACAUGACCUACAACCUCUCUGUUCACAAUGCCCGCCGCGGCAAGACACAUCAUUUCCUACUGGAGUCCAGUCUGUACAAAUAUCAGCUGAUGGAGUACGACACAGAGUACUGCUUCUCUGCCAAGGCCAGAUUCCUCUCCAUGCCCAUCCCAUGCAGGUCGUCAGCAUGGCAUUGUUUAACCAUGCCUCAAGACCCAGUGAUUGGCCAGCUGCAGAAGAUGGUUUGGGGUAUAGCUGUUCCAGCUUUGUGCAUGUGUGUACUUGUGGUGAUUGGCUACUUUCUCCAUAACUACCUGACAGGGAAAGACCAGAAAAAGCCAUAUAUGCUGAACCCACACCCUGUUCUCCCUCUCCCUACAUCCACCAUAUGUCCUCCUGACAAUCUAAAUGUCAUCGUCAACAUUGUCAUCAAAGAUACACCAUCACACACAGACAGCGCCAUAUCAGACUCUGCAUCCCCCAAGCAUCAGCAGCCCAUCGCAGAUCCCCCACCAAGAUACUCCCCCCAGAGGUCUGAAACACCCCCAGAACCCCAGGGACCCUGGGAAUAUUUGCCCACUGACUAUGGAUUUGUUGGCGUUGCUCCUAAAAUCUGUGUUGUCAGGGAAGAAGAUACAAGAGAGGCAAGGCAUGACAGAGGAGACAAAGGGGAUCAUCUGACAAGUAAAUGCCAGAGAUGCAUAGCAAGUGACAGCUAUGAGCAGAAAGAGUGGAGAGUUGAGGAUUGUCAGGCCACUGAGGUUUACAGUCAUCAGGUAAAGCCCGGCCUCUGGCAGAACCCGAUCCACACAUGCAUGCAAACACACGCACAGACACGGUCACAGUUAAAUUCACUUUUACUGACUCAGGAGUCAUCACAGUCUUUUCAGCGAGCAACCGAGGAUGACAGUGAGGAGGACAGAGAUCCUCCAGGGUUAUUUAUAGACAAAAACCCACAAACUGGCCUCUUUCAUAUUCCUUUAAAUCUACAAAUUCAGAAGGAGGUAGGAAGUGUGGAAGACACAGAGGGAAAGAUGAGAGAAAGAAGACAUGGAAAGAUGAAUGAAGGUGUAGAGAAGGGAAGCAAGAGUGAGAAUGUACCUUUUCUUUCUGCUUACCUCUCCAAUAGCGUCAAAUACAUGCCUAACUCCCACACUGACCAAUCAGAUUCCUUACCAGAUGACUAUGGUGUUUUGAGAGUGGUACACAAUAUAACGGAAGAUGAGGAUGAGGAGGAGGAGGAGGGAGCUAUUUGUAUUAACUGGGAUCCUGAAUUAAGGAAACUGGUGCUGCCAGAGAUGGCGCUAGACUUCAAGAAGGAGGGAGGCUUGGAUGGGUUGAUGGGGGAGAAAGAGAGUGAGGACUGGAGUGGUGGUGAGGAUGAGGAGGUGAAGACCAGGGAAGAUGAGCUGAGGCUGAAAAAUGUGGUUGUCCGACAGCCGUCUGAGGAAGAGGCGGAGGCACAGAGAGAGAAGGAGAAAGGUGGGGAGAUGGAUGAUAUUUUGACUAAAUGGGGGUUGGUAUUCUCAGUGGACCAGUAAAUGAUACUCAUUAACAUAUUUACCUCAUUAGUACAAUAACACUCUUCUC
Monopterus albus (swamp eel) is the source of this 2353-nucleotide messenger RNA. It is a transcript of the gene il20ra, whose product is annotated as interleukin 20 receptor, alpha. NCBI's taxonomy places the organism in Eukaryota, Metazoa, Chordata, Actinopteri, Synbranchiformes, Synbranchidae. Gene Ontology annotation, molecular function: cytokine receptor activity; protein binding. The record is from RefSeq and is a predicted model, not a curated record. The transcript is spliced from 7 exons. The coding region runs from base 274 to 2304 and encodes 676 amino acids. Gene Ontology annotation, biological process: cytokine-mediated signaling pathway. Gene Ontology annotation, cellular component: plasma membrane.